AUGGCUAGCGGAGGAGGAGAGGAGCUUGAAAACCCCCCUGCAUCAUUUAAAUCGCAUGUAUGGGCGUAUUUCGGCUUCCCUGUCACAUACAAUGAUGAUGGACGAAGGGUGGUUGGUAAAACAAUUACGGUAUGUCGGCAUUGUGGCACGAGAAAGCCGUAUGAGAGUGGAAAUACAUCCAGCAUGGCAGCGCAUUUGAAGCGGCAUCAUCCUGGCAUGCUAGCUCCGGCGUCAGGAUCCAAGAUGAGUGCUGCACAUCAACCACUAAUCACAUCGGCAUUUAAACACCCUUUAGCAGCAGAAUCUGACAGGGCCAAAGCUAUAACAAACGCUAUCGGAGUAUUUAUAGCUGCAGACAUAAGGCCAUACUCCGUUGCGCAAAACAAGGGGUUUAAACAUCUGCUUAAUGUGCUUGAGCCACGUUAUGAAAUUCCCUCAUGCACCCACUUCAGUGAAAAGAUUGUGCCAAGUCUGUAUGAGCAGGAAAAGUUAAGAAUUGUUACGGAACUGUCCCAGGCUCCUUCUGUUGCGCUCACCACAGACAGGUGGACCUCCAGAGGAACAGAAAGUUAUAUAACUGUGACCGCUCACUAUAUCACAGAGAACUGGGAGAUGCGAAGCCCUGUGCUGCAGACACGCCCCCUCUAUGAGAGCCACACAAGCUCCAAUCUAGCGCAGGUACUGACAGAAGCCGUGGCAGAGUGGAAGAUAGAGAGACCCAAUACAAAUAUCCCAGUCACAACAAAUAAUGCUAAAAAUCAGAUAAAUGCAGUGAAUGAGGCAGGACUGGGUCUGCAAAUAGGGUGCUUUGCACAUGUGAUAAAUUUAGCAUCCCAAAAGGGAAUCAUAUUGAAUAAGAUGGACCGCAUCCUUGGGAGGAUUAGGAAGGUGGUUUCCUACUUUCACCGAAGCACAACAGCUGCACAUGUGCUUAAGACCAAGCAAGAAAUGUUACAGCUGCCUACUCAUAAACUCAUACAUGAUGUCACAACAAGGUGGAACUCCACUUAUGAUAUGAUGGAGCGUUAUCUUGAGCAGCAGGCAGCUAUAUACUCUGCAUUGACAUACAAGAGCCUAAAGAAAAAUGUUAAAGACAUUGUAACCUUGUCUGAUGAUGAUGUGAAAGUGGCUGAGGAGGUCCUCCAGGUGCUCAAACCCCUAAAAAUGGUUACAACUCUGUUAAGCACUGAAAGCAGACCAUCUGUCUCCAUGAUCCUACCUCUAAAAACAAGGAUUAUGCAAUCCAUGGCCCCUAGUGAGGAAGACAGUGCAAUCACAAGAGAUGUUAAGAUUGCCAUUAACGAGGACCUAAAGCCCAGAUACACUUCGCCCCCAACUCUGCAGGACUACCUUCACGGAUCUACUGCACUAGAUCCAAGGUUCAAGUCCCUGUCCCACCUAGACCCUGCCAUAUCCCAAAGGACAUACAAUGACCUCAUCAGUGAGAUCGGUAGAGUUGCAGAGCCAACCGGAGCAGGCUUGGACACACCUCCUCCACCAAAGAAGUCUGCCAUAGUGGAGCUUUUUGGAGAGACCUUUGCAAGCAAGAAUGUCAGUAAGACUUUUACUGACACCAUGAAAGAGGAGAUGACAUCCUACCAGACAGCAAGCGGCAUUCCAGUGAAUGAUGAUCCACUGACAUGGUGGUAA
Molecule: messenger RNA, 1650 nt
Organism: Thalassophryne amazonica
Lineage: Eukaryota; Metazoa; Chordata; Actinopteri; Batrachoidiformes; Batrachoididae
Product: zinc finger BED domain-containing protein 1-like
Exons: 2
Coding region: 1-1650 (549 amino acids)
Molecular function (GO): DNA binding
Source: RefSeq, a predicted model, not a curated record